This is a messenger RNA of Centrocercus urophasianus (Greater sage-grouse), 4018 nucleotides long. It is a transcript of the gene MADCAM1, whose product is annotated as mucosal vascular addressin cell adhesion molecule 1. Bases 2145 to 3509 code for a protein of 454 amino acids. Gene Ontology annotation, biological process: leukocyte tethering or rolling; integrin-mediated signaling pathway; positive regulation of lymphocyte migration. The record is from RefSeq and is a predicted model, not a curated record. Gene Ontology annotation, molecular function: integrin binding involved in cell-matrix adhesion. Gene Ontology annotation, cellular component: membrane. The transcript is spliced from 5 exons. NCBI's taxonomy places the organism in Eukaryota, Metazoa, Chordata, Aves, Galliformes, Phasianidae.
GAUGGUACCAGGUAUGAUUUGGGGGUUGUGCAAGCUGGGAUGGCUGUCUGCAGUUCAGCUCCAUGCACAGCAGCCAUUCCCUGUGCCCCAGCAUCCCCAUGGGGGCUGUAGCAUGCAGCUGUCAGCAUCCCAACCUGCUGCCCUCAUUUCCAGGCAGGCUUCAUUUAGAUCUUAUCUUCCCCAUUUAAGUGGGGUUUUCAGGAUCAUACUAAUGUGAACAAUGUAAUCACAAGUAGCAUAAACAAAUCCAAAUCAGAUCCUUUGAUGGAUGGCCAAUGCUCUGUAAUGAGCUGGAAAUACGAGCCCUCUAUUAUAAACGAUGCUGCAUUUUGUAUUUAUUUCCUCUGGACUUUUGAGCUUAUUAUGUUAGGUUUUUUUCUACUGUUGUCUGAAGGGGAAAAAAAGACCCUCAGCUUGUCUCAGCAUCAGUGUGCUGGAGGGAAAAGGAAAUGGUGUACAUCACCAGUCCAACCUUGAACUCCAGCACUGCGUUUGUAGGUUUUGUUGCACGUUUUGUUUUUUUCCAUCUCUGAAAGAGUUUAAAGACCUUUUAGACUCUCAGUCUGAUGCUUAACAGUAAACUUCAGAAGGAUUUGGGCUUUGCCAGCUGCCCCAAGUGUGGUCUUUCAUAGAAUGGCUUGGGUUGGAAGGGACCUCGAGGUUGAAGUUCCAAACCCCUGCUGCUGCAGGCAGGGCUGCCGACCACUGGAUCAAGUACUGGAAUAGAAGCAUCACCUGUGUGCUCUUGCAAUUUUUAAGGAUAAAAUCCAUUGAAGAGAAAAGACUGAACAAACUGUGGGGUGAUGGGAUGCUCGGGGAUGAAAGUCUGGCCACAGGUAGCCAAGGGGAGAUGGAUGAUGGAUUUAGGGCACGGAGGUGCUUUGAGGUUUGAGCUGCGAGGAUGGGAGCAAGGAGGAGACCCUGAGCUCACUGCUGGGAAGAGCUUGACCCAUCCAGAGCCUUAUCCCAUGGAGGAGACCUGGGCAUUUCCGCACCAGGGCCGGGUCAGGGCCCCAUGGACAGACUGCAGUGGCUGCUGGAAACUCCGGGAAGCGGCUCCGUUAACACAGGAUGGACAGAACAAAACCCUGCAGCCAUUAAUCAGCCUGAUUGCAGCUGAAUGUGCACAUUCGGGUGGCAGUUGUUUACAGAGCUCUUCCCCUGCCCUGUCUGACAGUUAAUUACCUGGGAUUCCAAACGGAGCUGCUUUCUUAGGAAUGUUCCCGUAUGGGAAGCAGCUCCUGAUGGGAGGAGGUGGGGGGAAUCACGCAUCCCUUCCCUCAACCCUUUGGCUGCUUCCUCAAGCCAAGUACAGUGAUGGGGUAUGAUGAGCCAGAAUGAAGCCAGCUAUCUCCUGAGAGCUGGGUGUGGGGAUAAGGUUGUGAUGCCAGACAUGGAGAGCGGCUGUGAGGCCGUGCCUUGGGGCAGCAUGAUGUGGGGCAGACAGCCCUACCAAGGGGAUACCUGCUUUUAUCCCUGAAAAUGCUCUCUGCAGCUGUUGGUUCCAGCACAGAAAGAGACAGUUUGCCUUGGAGAGAGGGAAGAGGGCUGCACAGUGUGCAUUUGGUGGGGGAGUGAUGGGGAAAUGCCAUGGGAAGUAUCCCUGGGUGAGCUGGUAGGAGAUAAAGAGGUAGAAGUGGCAGCCUGCCCUCCUAUUGCUCUCAAUCUCUUUGACAGAAGGAUUCAAAUCCCUGUCAUUGAGGGAUAUUCUGCUUUCUGGAAGAUGUGGGAUCCAGGCAGCUUUGCUCACCCAGGCCAGGUGGAGUGGAGAGGGAGCUGGGAUGGGACCAAGUCCUGACCUGAGUGGGGCUGUCAGGGGGUGAGAGGCAAUGGGAGCCCUGCAGCCCUGUGGGGAGCCUUGGGGUCAGGGGAUCCCAUAGGCACAGAGCCGUGUAACUGGGCAAGCACUGAACACAAAGUCAAAUGAGAAACCCUUUCUGGAAAUACCCCCACUGAGGGGAAGGUGGUGGGGCCCCAGGAUGUUUCUCACAGGGGCGGAUCUUACAGGGUAUUAAAAAGGGCUGAGAACGGGGCUGGCAACCAGAAGAGGAAAGCCCCAGUCAGCAGCACUCACUCCAAGCAAGAGGGAAGGAAGGAAAACCACACUUUGCUGCUGCUCUGCCCUGCGGCCAGCUCCGUGGGUGAUGGAAUUGGCUCCUCUCCUCUUCAUCAGCUUGCUGUGGGGCUGUAGUGGGCGGCCGACCAACAAACUGGUGGUGGUGCCAAAGGAGCCAGUGGUGCAGUACGGGGACGCAGUGCAGCUGAACUGCUCACUGGCCUGCCCAGGUGGCACAGUGCAGUGGAAGGGGCUGGACACCAACCUGGGCAGCAUCGACACCCUCCUCACCCACAGCAUCCUGAAGAUCAGCAGCGUCAAAGUGGCCACGGAGGGCAUCAAGAUCUGCCAGGGCACCUGCGGUGAGAACAGCUACCAGAACACUGCCAUCCUGAAGGUCUACUCUCUCCCAGAGGUGCUGCACAUCAGUGUGGACCAAGCACUGAUACCAGGGCAGCCAUCCACCCUGCACUGCUCAGCUUUGCACGUGUAUCCCAUCAUAGAGCUGCAGCUCGCCUGGUACCGGGAGGACAAAUUGCUGAUGGAUGAAUUUGAAGAAACAGAGACCGAUGAGGGACUAUUUGAUGUUGUGACCACAGUGCGGGUGUCAGGGGAGGACGUGACAGAAGGGGUUGUGUUCAGGUGCGAGCUGACGUUGACAAUUGGGUCAAAGACCUUCACCCGUGCAGCGUCCGUUCCUGUGAGCAGUAGGGCUGUUACGGAGCAGCCAACAGCCAUGGCCACAUCCACAGAGAGCCCCCACACCACAAUGACCACAACAGUGAUCCACAGCAUCACUGCAGCCACAACAGUGCCAUCCCAAGAGCCACACGAGCCCAGCAAAGCCCUGAAUGCUGUGUCACAGAGACCUGAGACCCCCACAAAGUGGGCUGCUGCAUCCAAACCCACCCUACCCGAGCAUCAUCAGGGCCCUGCAGUGGGCACAGCAUCGCUGUAUCUGGACCGCAGCUCAGCCCCCAGCACGGGCACUGUGAGCCUUGCAGCCACACAGGGAGCAGGUGUGGGUGGCAGCAGCCCAGGCUCCCACGUAACGACACCUACCUGCAGCCUGCAGAUCUGGUCGCUGCCUCCCAACGGGAUACGAGGCAGAGCUCUGCGCAUUGAGUGCCAGGCACAGUGUAUCCAAAAUGCCUCCGUCCGUUGGCUGCACACCCCUGUGGCUCUGUCCCAGUACCGGGAGGAGGCAGCAGGCAAUGGUUCCACGCUAUGGUUGGACCGGGCUGAGCCCCAUCACCAAGGCCACUAUCAGUGCAUCCUGCUGGGCCGCCAUGCACAAGCAGUCAGCAUGCAGCUGGUGGUCUCUGAUGAUACAUCCAGCUCCAUCCCUCCCAUAGCCAUGGGCACAGCGUUCUCACUCCUGGGACUGAUGGUGACUGGUAUCAUAUCUCGUCGCCUAUGGAAACGAUUUAAAUCACACUACACUCUGUCCUAAGAGUGGAAGCUUCCUACAGCUGCUCCAUUCCUCCCUAUCAGCUCCUGCCAUCCCUCUUUCAUGCUGGAAGCUGAGCACCUAUGAGCCAGGCGGCCCAGCUUCAGCAUAGGACCACGAGAGCCAGCAGGGUGCGGGCUGCUCCCUGCCAGACCCCAAAAGGAGCAGCUCCAGCCCAGGGGCUGCAAGCAUGGAGCUGGCUGAGCUGCUGCUGCACUCCUUUACAUCGGGUGGGCACUGAGAGUUCUGUGUAUGUGAGCAGGGCUGGGAAAGGGGAGUCUGACCCAUGGCUGAGGCUGCUGCUGCCUGACCAGUGAAUGAGGCUGUGAGGGAUGAGCGGGGCUGGGAGGGAUGGGGCUGUGCUGGCCUGGGCCUGCAGCUCGCAGUGAAUCCCAGAGCACAGCAGACACUCGGUGCAGCAGGAGCUGGGGAUGGAUGCGUGGUGCUGGGUGGGUGUGCGCAACAGCAGCAUGACUUUCAAUAAAAGUGCUUUAUUUGUGUUUGUGCUUUGA